GUCCCUAUCAAUCAAUGAUAAUAAGAUAAGGAAAUCUUUCUUUCAAAGCAUGGAAAAUGCAAAAAAAGGACCUUAAGAAAUAGCACAUUGAUGGAGCCUUUGCAAUGCUAAAUUGCAGAAGAAAUGAGAAUGCUGCUUGGUUCCACAACUACAAGAUUUCAAAGGCGUGCUUCCUACCUAUGGAGUUCUUGUAUUUCUUGCUCUCUCAUGAUUUGGCUUACAAGAAAGAAAAGGUCAAAGGUAAAAAGAUUUUCAACGAUUUAUUUAAAGAUAUUGUGAGAGGGAAGGUAUAUCCAGAGAAGACAUGGGGAGAAGAUGUUGAUGUUGUGUAUGGGAUUACUCUUGGAAACAAAAGCAAUGUCUGAAUUGGGAUGGAAAUUCAUUUGAAGAAGAAAAGAAUCACAGUAUAUGAUUAUUUUCAAAAGGAAAGCAACAACAUUGAUAUUCCUCAAGUGAAAAAGUUGGCAGGUAUGUAUAAACAAUUUGUAUUUGAUGUAUUCAACUGUUUCUUGGUUUGAAAUAUUCAACUGAUUCUAUUUUGAUAUUGAUUUUUAAAUAUGACACUGUUGAUUUCUGAUCUGCUGGUGGAAUCUUCUGGUGAUGAGGUAGAUAAAGUGAAGAUGAUUCCAUUUGAGGUUGAGCAGGCACAAGGUUUACCCAAGACAAAACAUCCUUUCAACUGUGGGGAUAUUUCUUGUCAAGAUUCUGGAGUGCCAGUCAUUGAAGAUAGGAGACAUGACAAAGAUUAAUGAUGACAAUGCAUUGGAGCUAAGGAGAACCUUGUCUUGUGAGAUCUUCAACCAAUUUGUGGAUGAGAGCUUUGUGAAAUGAGAAUGAUGCAUGAAAACAUUUUUUGUUUUAGUUAAGACUCGGUUUUAGUUAUGACUGUUUAUUUUGUUAUGUUGUUGGCGUCUGGUUACAUAAGAAAGAUUGGAAGGAUAUCAAGUAUUUUUUUGGGUAUCAUAUAUCUUGGAAGGUUAAAUAAUGUUUCUGGAUGGGUUUCCAGAAAAAAUUGUUAGAGUGUUUCAAAUGUAAAAAAGAAUGAAAUGAGAUUAUAUACUAAGGAUUGGACAUGUAUAUGGUAAGCUUAAAAUUGUGAUGUUUACAGACAAAAAAAAAAGGUUUAGAUCCACAAAGGAUCGAACCCAGAGGGAGAGAGUUUGCGUAUUUGGAUAGUGUGGGAGUUUAGCCACUAGGCCAAGAAGAAUCAUUUGUUAAUGGAUUACAUUUAAUUGUAUUUAACUCCAAACUGUAACACAAAAAAAAAUUAAAAUUGAUUUUGAAUUCACCACUUAUCGAACCCGGGGAUAGAGAGACUUUUGUGUUAUGAAAUGCCUCGGUUUAACCGCUGGUCUGAGGAGAAUCAUCUGUUAAAGAAUAUUACAUAAGCAUACUUAAACCAAUUAAUAUAGGAUAGGUUUCCAAAACAAUACAUUUCGAUUGAAAAAAGACAAAACUCUUGCCGUCUCAACACUCUCGCCGUUUCAAACUUCUCGAAUCUCACUCGUCUCUGCCUCUCGAAUCUCUCUCUCAUCUCCAUAUCUCUCGAUCUCCGACGAAAACCCAUCUCCAGAACUCUCUCUCUCUCUCGAUCUUUUACGUGAGCUCUCUCUAUUCUCCGAGAAAAACCAUUUCUAGAGCUCUAUCUCUUUAAGGUAUGUUGCAGAUUCAACCUUAUGUGUGUUUUCUUUCUGAGAGAUUGGUCUCCUGGUUUUUGCGUGUGUAUAGACUUGCUCGUUUUAACCUAAUAUGAUUGGUAGAAUUCUAGUUCAUGUGAAAGCAUGUGUAUAGACUUCAGGAAGGAUUUGUAUUGUUUCAGGAAACCCUUCCUGAAAAUUGGAUAUUAAUUAAUUUAGACAAUAAAAUUUUUCUUGUUUACGCAGGAUAGAAACAAGAUGGGAGAUCCAUUACCAUUAAGACUAGCACUGCCUGAGCUGAGGUAUCCGAUUGGCUCAGAGCCAGAGAAGACGAUAUCGAUAAACCAACACUCGAUAAUUGCUUAUAUCAAAACUGUUAAGGAAAUUCUAGGAAAUGAUGAGUUCAACAGAAUAAGAGGGACGUUUUUGGGACCGGUGAUCAAGCUUGGAGAGAGGUCUUUGAAAUUAUCAGCUAAGAUAGUGCACGCAGUUCUCACCAAAAGCAUCAAGACAGUGAAGAGACACGAAGCCUGGUUCCAUUUUGGUGCUCAGCCAAUGAGGUUCUCUAUAAGAGAAUUCCACAUGGUGACUGGUUUGAAAUGUAGUGGUGAAGCAAGAGAACCACGAGAGGAAACCGAGAGAUUUAAGUGGGACUUCCUAAAAGGGCGUACUCAUACAGUAAAGGACGUGGAGAAGCAGCUCAGAAACACAAGAGAAGAUGCUUCUGAUGAGAGAUUCUGCCUUGCAAUGCUCCUCCUGAUUGAGAGCAUACUACUACAGAAGAGCCUUCUCGACGGUGGCACAACUUUUACUUUGGAUUAUGUGAAAAUAGCGCAGGAUAUGGAUGUCUUGAUGACAUACCCAUGGGGGAGAACAGCUUAUAAUUUGCUGUUAAAAUCACUUCAGAGAGCUGUCGACAAAAGCCUCGACAAAAACAAUUAUGAUUUGCAAGGAUUCCCUAUGGCAUUUCUUAUAUGGAUACUUGAGUCAGUACCUUUGCUACAGUAUGCAUUCAGUCAAGUGGUUCCUAUUCUGAGCGUUCAACCGUCUACCCCAAUAUUUUUGUGUGAGAAGUACCUUCAAAUAGCUUCUCCACAGCUGAUAGAUGUUCUCCUAAUUGAAAUCAAAGAUCAUGUAAGUUUUUAUAUUAUUUUUUUCUUGUUUCUGUUUUGCCUUAUGAUUCUCCAUUUAAAAGCUAAUUAUUUUUAUGGUUUCAGCUUAAGGUCACAUGCAUCCUACCUCCUAUUCCUAAUGAUCCAGAAGCUGAUGUUUGCAUGGAAGACGAAGCUAAUAAAGAUCUGGAUGACAUGGCCGAUUUAUCCAAGAGAGGUUAUAAGUUUAAAAUUAGAGACUGGGGAAACAUGUCAGUAGACCUAUACGGUGCUAAUGAACAAAGAAGAAGAGCAUCUUUACUGUUUGGGAAUGGAGGGAUGAGUCAAGCUUCUUCUUCGUAUCAGGAGGAGUCUUUGGAAUCAAAGAUCAACAGAAUCAGCGAGAUGGUGGGAGAUAAUUUAAGGAUCAUGAACGAUCGUUUGUGUUUGAUUGAAAAAGACAGGAAACAGAUUAAAGAACGUGUGACAAAACUAGAGAAACUACAAAGAGUUACUUCAUAUGAAACUCUAAACAAUGAGGUAACUUUUUUUUCGGAAAUUAAAAUUAAUGUUUAUUUAGUUCUUGAUUCAGUUUUUUUUUGAGUUGUCAAGUAAUUUUGGAAGAUGUUAUACAUAUUUAGGAUUGCCUUCCUAAUUUUUGUUGUACUUGCACAGACUGACACAGCUCCAUUUCAUGAGACGGCUUCCAGACAAGGUGAACCCAAUACAGAUCAAGCAGAUGAACAACUUAACAAUGAAGCAAGUAUAAUUUUGAAAACUGUUGGUAUUUAUAAAAUUAUGAAUUUGGUUGUACUUCAAUUAAUUUUUGGAAGUUCUUGUACGUGUUCAUAAUCCCAUUCCUGACUUCAGGAUACACGAGAGCCUAUGAAUGAGAUCACGAAAGAGACACCUGGUUCUCCAAUAGCUCAACAGAAUAUUGAGACUCCAGUCCUUACUCCAAUUCAGACGCAGCAGGUACAUUCUUUAAAAAAUUGGAUUUUUCAAGUAAUUUUGGAAGCCCUUGUACGUGUUCAUGAAACCAUUCCUGAAUUCAGGAGACUCACGAGCUUAUGAAUGAGAACAUUUCACCAAACAUUUCCGACACACAGCCAAAUACCCGAGCUCGCAGAAAUCUUUUAACAGAGCAAAAUAAGGUAUUACUUUUAUUUUAAAACCUUUAAUAAAUAUACAGCAACUAUCAAAAUGACUAGAUAUCCUUGAAUCUAAACCAUCACAGGAUGUAGAAAGCAGAGUUCAAAAUCCCUUUGAGAUCGGAGCAAAUGUGGAGAUUUCAUCACAAGAUGACAAUACUUGUCAUAAAUGGUAUCCAGGAAAUGUGUUGGCAACAUAUUUGGUUUGUGGGGUUGAGAUGGUGAAAGUUGAGUACUCCGCCCCAUCUCUGGACGAAAAGAAGAGGAAAAGGAGUGUUCAGACACGUGUAUCAAUUGACAGAAUACGUCCUCAACCACCACCUGAGAGACCUGGAGCGAAGAAAAGUUAUGAGCUAAUGGAUGACGUGGAGGCGUUCGACAAUGGUGCCUGGUGCGCUGGAAAAGUUAAAGUCAUUUUGUUUGAUGGCACGUGUUUUGUCUCUUUGAACAAUUCUACUGAACAAAUUUACUUCAACCAUUCUGAGAUGCGAAAACCAAGAAAAUGGAUAGUUGGUGUUUGGAAGAUGACAGAAAAGGUAAAACAAAUGCCUUGGAUCACUUGAAUUGAAAAAAAAUGUCAUUUGUUUAAUAUCUCGGUAUUGUUUUUCAGAUGGAAGAAGAGCAAACGCAGAGUGUGAAUCCAAGUGAAGGAGAUGGUGAUAAAAAGGUAUGAAAUAUUUAUACAUCAUACUAGGAAUUAAGACAUAAAUGUAUCUGAAUUUUUUUCAUUCAAAAAGGGGAAGGCGAAGGCUGUCGCUUGUAAGAAAAAAGAAGCAGCUGGUCCAUCAGAAGAUGGUGUUGGGAAAAUGGCAAAAGAGGUAAUACAAAUGAAUAAGAUCCACUUGAAUUGAAGUUCAGGUCAAUAGUUUGAUAUAUCGGUUUUGUUUCACAGAUGGAAGUAAAGCAGGGUAAGAGUGUGAAACCAAGUCAAGACGAUCAUGCAAAAAAGGUAUAAAAAUAUUUUUACUUUAUAUUAGGAAGGCAUUCAAGUAUAAAGAUAAAAAUGAUCCUGAAUUUUUGUUUUUAUUUUUAAUUAAAGGGGAAGCCUGAUAUUGGUAAGAAGAAGAAAGCAAAUGCUCAGCCAGUAGAUUUGCUUCCUUUUCUACAGCGAGAAGAGAAUAGGCCAAUAAGACCUAGAAACCCUCCUAUGCAUGUAACACCUGAGGUAAUCCUUCCAAUUGAUCCAUUUGUGACACCUGAAUUUCCUCGGUUUUCAAGGCUUGCACACUGCAUGGAUCUACGGGGCAUAUAUCGUGUGUAAGCAACUUUUUGUCCUUGCAUAAAUAUUCCUAGUUUAUUUUGUAAAAGUUUCUAUUGAUACUAGUUAAUUUUAUCAACUACAGACCGUUUUAUAUCAACGGAAGAGAAAUUGAAAAAGAGUUCUUUCAAAAAAUGGACGAUGCAGAAAACAAUCUCAACAAAGAGGUAAUCAACACUCUGUUCUGUCUUCUAUUUAUUUAAUGUUAAUAAUUAAUGUGGUUCUGGAUGAUGCAAUGUGAUUAGGAAGAGGAUAUGAUUGAGUUUUGUAUUUACAAACUCUGUUUCGAUUCUUAUUGAGUGGUAAUAAUGCUUUGUGGAUAUUUGAUUGUGUCAUACGUUUAGGAAGAGGUUGAGUUGAGCUAUGUUAGAUGUCCAUGUUAUAGCAGUUCUAUAUGAAGUUUCUAACUAUAUUGUUACAUUGGCAGCACAUAAAUGUUGCAUUUGAAAUGCUAAAUUGUAAGAGGGUUGAGCAAGGUGCUUGGUUCCGCAACAACAAUCUUCCAGCAGCAUGCUUUGUACCAGUCAGAUUCUUAGAAGUGGUUGGGUACGCUUAUGAAUCUGUCAGGAAGCCACAUAAGAAAAAACAAACAUUAUUGGAGGGCUGUGUAGGCGAACUUGUGAAAGGUUUAAUACAUCCAAAGAAGGUAUGGCUGGAAGAUGUUGAUGUUAUAUAUGGUGUCAUUGAAGAUAUGUUGAGCUAUCACUAUAUUGGGGUGGAGAUACAAUUGAUGGACAACACAAUCACACUCUUCCAUUGUGGUCUUCCAAAAGCAAAUAUCAAACGUGCUCUUAAUCAAAUCCAAGAACUGGCAGGUAAAAUCUCUUUGUGAUUUAUUAAUUUUAUCAUUCAGUGUAGAAAAAUCAGUUUUAUUUAUAUUGUUACAUUGAUAAUGGAUAGGAUUGUAAAAGUAUGCGUAUCCUGAAAAAAGAAUUUUAGCUAAUUUAGAAAAUAAAAGUUUGUCUCUUGUUGCUUGUGCUUGUGAUGCAUUUUUACAUAUUCAUUUUGUUGUCUGUUGGUGAUUGAUUUAUUGUAUAAUUUUGGGUAUUUAUGACAGUGUUGAUUAGUGCCAUAAAGAUGGAACUUCUUGGUGAAGAGGUUAAUUUCGAAGAUAUCAGUCCAUUUCAAGUUAAGUUUGCAGAAGGGCUUCCAAAGACAAAAUUUCCAUACAACUGUGGUAUUUUUGUUGUGAAGAUGCUCGAAUGAGGUCACUGGGAUUGAAGAGCAUGGCUAAUAUAAAUGAUGAAACUGCGAUGGACUUACGAAGCAAGCUAUGUUGUGAGAUCUUCGACCAGUUUAUGGAUAAAGAUUUCCAGGAAGGUCAAAGGAAGUGAAAAUGUCAUAUUUGUUCUGUUUUCUACUCUGUUUUUCUACUCUGUUUUUCUACUUUGAUGUUAAUUAUCCUUAACGUUCAAGUUUAAGUUUGUAAUGAAUUAUCCCUAACGUUUUUUUCAUUUAGAUUGUUAUUGAAAAUUUUUUAGGAUGUCUUGAUGAAUUGUCAAAUGCUUAUGGUACUUUUAGGAUGGGUUUCCAGAAAAAGAGUGAGAAAGCAAAAUGCACCAUAGCCUAGGAAAUUCCUUUAAAGUUUACAAAAAAAUGAAAAAGAAUGUGAUCCGAUAUGGAUUGAACUCGUGAACUCUCGAAAGAUGAAUCAAAGUGUGCAGCUGUUGUGCCAAGGGUGUUAUACUUGCCAAAAGCUAUAAUAAAACGAAUAUAACUCAUGAAUAUUUAAUUAAAAACAGAAAAAAAUGUGAGUAUACACAACGGGGAUCGAACACGGCUUACUGUGUGAUAAGGGUACACUAAGAGUAGAAAGGCUUGCCACUAGGCUAUGGUGGAUAUUCGAUAACAGCGUAAAUGUGAACUUAUUUAUUCACAGACGAUAGAUUUAUAUAAUCUGGAUAUCAUUUUAGGUAUUCAUGAAAGCUUUCCAAAAACAAAUUCCUUUAAAAUUUACAAAAAAAAUGAAAAAGAAUGUGAUCCGAUAUGGAUUGAACUCGUGAACUCUCGAAAGAUGAAUCAAAGUGUGCAGCCGUUGUGCCAAGGGUGUUAUACUUGCCAAAAGCUAUAAUAAAACGAAUAUAACUUUUGAAUAUUUAAUUAAAAACAGAAAAAAUGUGAGUAUACACAACGGGGAUCGAACACGGCUUAUUGUGUGAUAAGGGUACACUAAGAGUAGAAGGGCUUGCCACUAGGCUAUGGUGGAUAUUCGAUAACAGAGUAAAUGUGAACUUAUUUAUUCACAGACGAUAGAUUUAUAUAAUCUGGAUAUCAUUUUAGGUAUUCAGGAUAGCUUUCCAAAAACAAAUUCCUUUAAAGUUUACAAAAAAAAAAUGAAAAAGAAUGUGAUCCGAUAUGGAUUGAACUCGUGAACUCUCGAAAGAUGAAUCAAAGUGUGCAGCCGUUGUGCCAAGGGUGUUAUACUUGCCAAAAGCUAUAAUAAAACAAAUAUAACUUUUGAAUAUUUAAUUAAAAACAGAAAAAAUGUGAGUAUACAUAACGGGGAUUCAACACGGCUUAUUGUGUGAUAAGGUUACACUAAGAGUAGAAGGGCUUGCCACUAGGCUAUGGUGGAUAUUCGAUAACAGAGUAAAUGUGAACUUAUUUAUUCACAGACGAUAGAUUUAUAUAAUAUGAAUAUCAUUUUAGGUAUUCAGGAUAGCUUUCCAAAAACAAAUUCUUUUAAAGUUUACAAAAAAAAUGAAAAAGAAUGUGAUCCGAUAUGGAUUGAACUCGUGAACUCUCAAAAGAUGAAUCAAAGUGUGCAGCCGUUGUGCCAAGGGUGUUAUACUUGCCAAAAGCUAUAAUAAAACGAAUAUAACUUAUGAAUAUUUAACUAAAAACAGAAAAAAAUGUGAGUUUACACAACGGGGAUCGAACACGGCUUAUUGUGUGAUAAGGAUACACUAAGAGUAGAAGGGCUUGCCACUAGGCUAUGGUGGAUAUUCGAUAACAGAGUAAAUGUGAACUUAUUUAUUCACAGACGAUAGAUUUAUGUAAUCUGGAUAUCAUUUUAGGUGUUCAGGAUAGCUUUCCAAAAACAAAUUCCUUUAAAGUUUACAAAAAAAAUGAAAAAGAAUGUGAUCCGAUAUGGAUUGAACUCGUGAACUCUCGAAAGAUGAAUCAAAGUGUGCAGCUGUUGUGCCAAGGGUGUUAUACUUGCCAAAAGCUAUAAUAAAACGAAUAUAACUUUUGAAUAUUUAAUUAAAACAGAAAAAAAUGUGAGUAUACACAACGGAGAUCGAACUCGGCUUAUUGUGUGAUAAGCGUACACUAAGAGUAGAAAGGCUUGCCACUAGGCUAUGGUGGAUAUUCGAUAACAGAGUAAAUGUGAACUUAUUUAUUCACAGACGAUAGAUUUAUAUAAUCUGGAUAUCAUUUUAGGUAUUCAGGAUAGCUUUCCAAAAACAAAUUCCUUUAAAGUUUACAAA
Brassica rapa (field mustard) is the source of this 8568-nucleotide messenger RNA. RefSeq lists its product as uncharacterized. NCBI's taxonomy places the organism in Eukaryota, Viridiplantae, Streptophyta, Magnoliopsida, Brassicales, Brassicaceae. The record is from RefSeq and is a predicted model, not a curated record.